CAGGCUAUCAGGUGCACUCUGGUAAACUGUAGCUGUCAGCGUUUUAAACCUGGAAAAAUAAACCAGCGACAAUGUGACCUGUGUCGGCAUGGAUGGGUCGCCCACGCUUUAAGUAAGCUAAGGGCUCCAAACUUGUACCCAACGAGCCAAGUGGAGAUAGUCCAGUCUAACGUCGUCUUUGAUAUCAGCAGCCUCAUGCUGUAUGGAACUCAAGCAAUUCCUGUCCGCCUGAAAAUUCUCUUGGAUCGGCUUUUCAGUGUCCUGAAGCAAGAAGAAGUCAUCCACAUCCUCCACGCUCUGGACUGGACACUUCAAGACUACAUACGUGGAUACGUCUUGCAGGAUGCUUCGGGAAAGGUUCUGGACCACUGGAGUAUCAUGUCGAGCGAAGAAGAGCUGGCAACUUUGCAACAGUUUAUGCGUUUUGGUGAAACGAAGUCCAUUGUGGAGCUGAUGGCAAUCCAAGAGAAAGAGGGACAAUCCAUUGUGACCCCUGCCACUGGAACCAAUAUGGAUAUCAGGGCAUUUAUCGAAAGCUGCAGUCAGAGGAAUCCAAACCUUUCUGCUCCCUUAGACAAAAUGAACCCCGUUAACAUCCAUCACUUUGAGAAUGUGGUCAACAAUAUGGCGUUUAUGCUGCCUUUCCAGUUUUUCAGCCCCAUGCCCCCACCGUUGAUAGGCUCACCCCCAGAGCGGCUGCCAGUAGAGCAGCCGCGGGACCACGGCGAUGAGCUGAAGCUGGAUGCCCGCAUGCCGUUUUCUGAAAACAGCUUCCUGACAUCCAGUUCUGCAUUUCAGGCUGAAAACGAGAAGGCUACAGCCAACCCAGGGACCACUUUGAAACCAGAGGACAACACUUCACCACGUGAUUUGAAUUCCCCAAACAUGGUAGAAAAGCUCGAAAUGGGCCAGGUAUCUCCAGAGAGUAAAAUUAAAUCUAUCGACAAAAAUGGGACUGGGACACGGAAAGGACGGGUUUUUUGCACAGCAUGUGAAAAGACAUUUUAUGACAAGGGAACUCUCAAGAUCCACUACAAUGCUGUCCACCUGAAAAUCAAGCACAAAUGUACCAUUGAAGGCUGCAACAUGGUGUUUAGCUCCCUACGCAGCCGAAAUCGUCACAGCGCCAAUCCCAAUCCACGACUUCACAUGCCCAUGAACCGAAAUAAUCGAGACAAAGACCUUAGAAAUGGGAUGACCAUCGCUGGACUGGAAGAGAGCAAACGGACAGACUUUGCCAUUUUAUCUCCAGACAACAGAUCUCUCCCCAGCUAUGGGAACUCUUGCAGCGAUGCAAAGGUGCAGCCAAGUUUUCACGGUCCUGGGCAACAUGGCGUCCUCUUUCCAAACUUGAAAACAGUGCAGCCAGUUCUUCCAUUCUAUCGCAGCCCCGUCACUCCAGCUGAGCUUGCAAACACGCCAGGUACGCUUCCUUCUCUACCUCUACUUUCCUCGUCAGUACCUGAACCCCUGGUAUCUAAUGAUUCACCUUUCGAUGCACUGCCCAAGAAAAAAUCCCGUAAGUCUAGCAUGCCCAUCAAGAUAGAGAAGGAAGCUGCUGAAACAUCUGGUGGAAUUCAUGAAGUGGCCAGUUCAGAAGAUGACAUGCCUCCCCAGGCGGUAAGUGAAGGGCACUUUAAGAUGUGCGCAUCUAGGGUAGGAAAAAACCCAAACUACCCGAUGGAAAACCAGUCCCCUUCAGGUCCAUCAUGGAGAUCCGUCUCUGAGGUUGGAGGGCCAAAACAUUUUAAAUCUAGCGAGCCAAGUAAUGUGUGCACCAAAGUGGAUGAAUUGCAUCGGCCCGAGAAAAAGGAUAAGCCAGAACAAAGCCAGUUGCUCAAAACCGUUUCUUGUGAAAAUGCAGGCAAAGAUCCAAACCAGCCCAGUGACAUGAUCGAAGCGAUGAUCGGACCCCGUGACUAUGCUAAAGGGCAGUUGGAUUCCAACGUGCCUCUGCCUUACUGCAGUGAAAUGCACCACCACUUGCUGAGCGGGGGGGUUGUCGGCACUCUGUCCACUAGCAGCGUGGCCAUACCUGGUUGUGAAGCUUUUAAGGAUAUGGAUCAUGCCAGCCAACAUGCACUGGGGCUUCCACGGGAAGACAGUCGCUUCCACUGUGGCAUCUGUAAGAAGACCUUUAAAAACCCUUACAGUGUAAAAAUGCAUUUUAAAAAUGUACACCUAAAAGAAAUGCAUAUUUGCACCGUGGAGGGUUGCAAUGCUGCAUUUCCUUCUCGUAGAAGUCGAGACAGACAUAGCUCCAAUCUGAACCUUCACCAUAAGCUUUUAACCAAAGAUCCCUUGGAAACUGAGAAGAACCAUUUCAAUGCAAUGCACAUUCUGAAAGACAUGGCUAAAGAGUGUCACCCAGAUGACUCUUUGAAAGGACCUGUUGGGCAACAGACAUCUGUCAUCUUUAAAGGCAUAAACCGAACUGGCAGCCUGGUUUUCCCAAUGAGCAAGAUCAGAGAGCCUUGUCCUGAAAGGUAUAGCUAUGACCCAGCAAACGAUGGAGCUGUUCUGGAUUUAAGCACUACUUCAAGUGUCAAGUCAGAGAGCAGUGCCCAUUCUUCUUGGGAUUCUGAUGGAGGCAAUGAAGGUGGUCUAGAGGCUUUGGAGGACAGUGAUGAAAGCUGUGAAAGCCCAUGUUUGAUACCCAAUGAAGAACUUUAUCAGGAUUGUUCUCUAAUGGACAACCCUUAUCUAAGUUUCUCAAGCAUACCUUCCAGUUUCCCAAUAACCUGUCACUUAUGCCAAAAAAGCUACAGUAAUAAAGGGACUUUUAGGGCCCAUUACAAAACUGUGCACCUCCGACAACUCCACAAAUGCAAAGUCCCAGGCUGCAACACCAUGUUUUCUUCAGUUCGGAGCAGAAACCGGCACAGUCAAAAUCCCAAUUUACACAAGAGUUUGAUCAGGUCAACAAACAUCUCCCAGUAA
Varanus komodoensis (Komodo dragon) is the source of this 2940-nucleotide messenger RNA. RefSeq names its product basonuclin 1 (gene BNC1). The transcript is spliced from 4 exons. Gene Ontology annotation, cellular component: nucleus. Gene Ontology annotation, biological process: regulation of transcription by RNA polymerase I. Bases 196 to 2940 code for a protein of 914 amino acids. NCBI's taxonomy places the organism in Eukaryota, Metazoa, Chordata, Lepidosauria, Squamata, Varanidae. The record is from RefSeq and is a predicted model, not a curated record.